Puntigrus tetrazona (Sumatra barb) is the source of this 690-nucleotide messenger RNA. Its product is annotated as troponin I, slow skeletal muscle-like. Gene Ontology annotation, biological process: muscle contraction. The transcript is spliced from 8 exons. Bases 75 to 620 code for a protein of 181 amino acids. The record is from RefSeq and is a predicted model, not a curated record. Gene Ontology annotation, cellular component: troponin complex. NCBI's taxonomy places the organism in Eukaryota, Metazoa, Chordata, Actinopteri, Cypriniformes, Cyprinidae.
CAGUUUCUUCCCUGCGGCCCAAACAGUCAUACUUCUAUCAUCUGAGAGCCACCAGGAAAAAGGAAAGCACUAAAAUGUCUGAAUCUGUUCCGAAAAAGCCCAAGAUUUCCGCAUCUCGUCGGUUAUUCUUAAAGACCAAAAUACUGAAGAAGGCCAGCUCCCUGCUGGCAGAGGAGAAGGAACAGAAAAGGACUGACAGAGAGAAAACCCUCAGUGAGAGAGUUCCUCCUCUCCAGCUGUCUGGACUGUCUGUGCAGGACUUGCAGAAUCUGUGCAAAGAACUCCAUCAGAAAAUUGACGUUGUUGACGAGGAGCGUUACGACGUCGAAUCUAAAGUGUCCAAAAGUGAAAAGGAGAUUGCAGACUUAGGCCACAAAAUCUUCGAGCUGAAGGGAAAAAUGAAGAGACCUGCCCUGAAGAGAGUGAGGGUGUCUGCUGAUGCCAUGCUGGGGGCUCUGCUGGGUGCCAAGCACAAGGAAUCCAUUGACUUUAAAGCUAACCUCAAGACAGUUAAGAAGGAAGAGGAAAAGAAAGAAGAAGUGACCGACUGGCGUAAAAAUGUGGAUGCUAUGUCUGGCAUGGAGGGCAGGAAGAAGAUGUUUGCAGGACCAAAUGCAUAAUUAAUUAGUAAAAAAAAAAAAUGUAAAUCCUAUGUGAAAGCUAUUUAAAAAUAAACAUAUUUAACUGCUA